GAAGCUAGGUGUGUUAAAAAAAAUUCUUAUAUUGCUAUUUUUCUGGCGAACUACUACAUCAAACAAAAACCAUGAUUUUAGAAUCGUGAUCACCGUUCUCGAAAGUAUAUAUGCUGUCACUCCUAGCACAUUGUCACUCCCAGAGACAUUUCUAGCACAGACGGUUUAGCCGAUUUACACACCUAGUAACACACUUUAUUUUUUAUAGUAUACAUGCCUAGAAUCUUUAUCUUUUUAAUACCGAAAUUCCUGCAUCUCCUAAUCUAUCACUCUUUGCUUUAGCAUUACCAUAAUUCCUUCAUUUAGUGGCGGAGCCAGGAUUUCGGUCUAGGGGAGCUGUGCUCCAUAUUCAUUGUCCGAAACCUGCCUACAGUACUGUUGCAACUCUUUAGUGGAAAAAGCCUAAGUCCAAAUGGAGCUAAAAUUUCCUACGGGGAGCUGGAAGGUUUCUAGGGGGAGUUCAGCUCCCCCGGUGGCUCCGCCACUACCUUCAUCUCUCAAUCUAUCAUUCCUUACUUUCUCAAUCCUAUUUAUUCCUUGAUUCCUUCACUCCUUGAUUCCUUCAUUUCUCAAUCAAUCACUCUUUAUUUUCCCAAUCCUAUGAUUCCUUCAUUCCUUGAUUCCUUCACUCCUUGAUUCCUUCACUCCUUGAUUUCUUCAUUCCUUGAUUCCUUCACUCCUUGAUUUCUUCAUUCCUUGAUUCCUUCACUCCUUGAUUCCUUCAUUCCUUGAUUCCUUCACUCCUUGAUUUCUUCAUUCCUUGAUUCCUUCAUUUUUUCAUUCCUUCACUCCUUGAUUUCUUCAUUCCUUGAUUCCUUCAUUUUUUCAUUCCCUCACUCCUUGAUUUUAUCAUUGCUUGAUUCCUUGAUUAUUUGAUUCCUUCAUUUCUCACUCAAUCACCUUUGCUUUCUCAAUACUAUGAUUCCUUCAUUCCUGCAUGUGUAAAGUAAUCCUCAUUUCUAAAUUCCGAUCUUCACCUAACACUGGCAGUAGUAAAUAAGAAUAAAGUCAUUUUCUUCUUUUAUGCGAAUUGUGAAUUGAAAAUUGAUGAAUGCGGACUGGAAAUAAUUCGCCGCGAACUCGUUUCUAUUUUAGUUCGCAGCGUACGCGGAUUCGGCACUAUCUGGAUCGCGUUCCUUCUUCCCACUAAAAGCAUCGGACGUUCUAGAUGAGUGGUUUCGAAUACAUUUAUAUACAAUGCAAUUUGAUAGUGGAUUAAGUCUGUAUAAAAUAUUAAAUGAAACAUUACGAGCCGAAAAUCGCGACAAUUUGAAAGCUUGGUUUUUAUUUUUAAAACUAUUUUUAUCUGCAUUAGAAAAAUUACCAUCAGCAGCACAACCAGUUUAUCGUGGGGUUAAAAAUGUCGAUCUAAGUGAUAAAUAUAUUAAUAGUGAAAAGUUUGUUUGGUGGGGUGUUAGCUCUUGCACCUUAAAUAUAGAAGUUUUACAAUCGGAACAAUUUUUAGGUAAAUUUGGAAAAAGAACAUUAUUUUCAAUUGAUAGUAAAAAUAGUAAAUCGAUUAUAGCCCAUUCAUACUAUAAAAAGCUUGAAAAAGAAGUGAUACUUAUGCCCGGUACUUAUCUUGAAGUUGUUGGUAAAAUAGAUGCUAAUAAUGGUUUACACAUUAUUCAAUUAAAAGAAAUGGAACCGCCGAUUAAAUUUGUUAAACCAGCAACUAAAAUACAGAUGAUAGAGCCAACGCAAUUAAUACAAAAUAUGAAACUAAUGGAGAAAAACCCAGUACAAGGUCUGUAUCUUAAUAAUUUUAAUUUCUCCCCGGGUUAUCUAACAAAAGCUGUGAUUGGGAAAGCUGAUAAAAGACGAAAGUACUUCGCUUCUCGCUAUUCAGAAACGAGGCUCUUUCAGAUGUUAAUUAACUUGAAUACCAGAUGCUAUGGGUAUAAGCACAUCAGAAACUGUUUCAAAUCCGAUAACUAUAGCUUCAGCCGAGCAGCACUUUUUAUAUUUCGAUCGUCGAUAAAUUUUCUUUUGUAGCAGAUUGGCGCACAAAAUUCCGUUAAUGCAGGACCGUUUGAAUACCUACAGAGAAUUUUUAUAAAUUUUAUGUUCCAUAAAAGGCUCCUACGAUUUUCUAACAGCUAUAAAGACGUUGUAUCUCUAUCCAAUAUUUUUUUGAAAAUUCUGAAAAAUAUAUUGACGCUUGGCAGUGUAAAAGAUAAUAUGACACACAUGCAUUCAAGCUUACACUGACGAAAUACAGUUUUCGCGUUAAAUUUUUGAAAGUUUUGGGGCAUUCCGAUGUCUGUUGAGUUGAGACGGAAUCUCAAGUCUCAGGAUCAUCUCCUAUAUAGUAUCUUGU
Didymodactylos carnosus is the source of this 2320-nucleotide messenger RNA. The record is from the annotation of a GenBank genome assembly. NCBI's taxonomy places the organism in Eukaryota, Metazoa, Rotifera, Eurotatoria, Philodinida, Philodinidae.